AUGGCGUCCAACGCCUCAAAUUUGGCAUCCUGGGAUGUCGAUAAAGUCGAGCAAUGGCUAAGCGAAAACGGCUUUGAUUCGUACGUAGACCUUUUCUGUAAAACGCACAAAAUGGACGGAUUAUGUCUGCAAACUUUGACGGAACGGGACCUAAAGGAACCGCCGAUGUAUAUAAAGGUUUUGGGCGAUGUGAAACGGCUAUGGUUGGCCAUAGUAGAAUUACGAAAAUCUUGUGGAAACUGUCGAAAAAGCUUAAACUACUCGCGUACUAGCACGCCAGAUGACUUAAAAUCGGUUGGAGAUUUUUCGGACGGGCGGAUUUUCACAGACGCCUCCGAUUCCGACAUCGACCCCCCUGAAAUUCUCUUACGGCUGUCGUCGGUAGGGGAUACCGGCCGUACCCUAUUGGCAGUUGUUUAUUGUGUUAUGGUGCUGAUAAUUACCUCGUUAACGAUGACGGUUGUCCACGAUCGAGUUCCGGACAUGAAUCGUUACCCGCCCUUGCCCGAUAUCUUUCUAGAUAACAUGCCGCUGGUCCCUUGGGCUUUUUACAUUUGCGAACUGUCUGCCUCGAUAAUGGGUUUCAUUCUUGCAUUGGUGAUUGUCAUGCAUAAGCAUCGGUUGAUUCUAAUUCGACGUAUCUGCGCUAUCGUUGGUACUGUGUUCCUGUUGAGAUGUGUGACGAUGUUUUUGACGUCGUUAAGUGUUCCUGGUGUUCAUUUGGAGUGCUCCGGCAAGGUAUAAUGAUUUACUUGUGAUUAAAUGUUGAACAUAGGGUUCUUACAAAAAUUGAAAGUCCUUGAAUGUCCAUGAAUUUGAUAGAUAGAUGGAAAUUGACAGUGGAAAUUUAUAUACAAUAAUUAUAAUAACUUACUGACCAAGAAUGAGGGCAUUAUGGGAAGAUAUCCAACCAAGGUCUUGCUGUACCGUCGAUUGCAACUAAAGCCAGGUGCACACACUGCGAUUUUAGUCGGCCGAUUCAGGUUUAGAUGGAUGCUUUCAGCAAAAACAAUCAGUGAUAGGAUCUGUGGGCUCAUCUACAUCGCCAGAUUUGCCAAUAUCAUACACCUAAACAUUAAAUCGGCCGACUAAAAUCGCAGUGUGUGCGCCUGGCUUAAGCGGAAACACGUCAUGAGAAAACGUGAUCUAAUUGGACAUGAAACAUAACAUGUUUGGACUUCAAACUUUACAUUUGACGGUUUAAUUACAAUUAUUUUUCCCACGAAAAUGUAACAAAGUUAGUACAAACAUUGCAGACAAUACUGAAUUUGUCAAAACUCACAAAUUUACAGUAUGUUAGAUCUUCACUACUUAUUAGGCCUGUUUCAUUAGUCAAAUUUAAUUCAGACAAAUUUAAUCACGGGUUUAGUGUUUGCAAGAUAAUUAAUUCCCGCCCAAUAUGAAUGUGUUUCUAAAUUUGGAAUAUUGACAGUUGACAGUUGAAACAUAAAUGUUUGCAGUAAAAUAUGUGACGUUUGAAGUCCAAACAAAUCAUGUUUGACAGCCAAUUGGACGCGUUUUCUCAUGGCAUGUUACCGCUUAGUCGCAAUCGACGGUAUUCAGGGUCUCCGUAUCCAAAUGGGAUACCAGGAUUCAAAGUUUGGUAUCCCCCCCCCCCUGAGAAUCCAGUAUCCCACUUUUGGAUACUGGUUAUCAGUACCAUAAGUAUUAUACUCCGUCCCAUCCAAAUAAGUUUCCAUUACUCUUACUGUUACAAAUUACAAUAUGGUAACAAUGCACUAUGUUGGACUAAUUCUUGACCUCAUUAACUAUGGUUUUGAUGACGUCAGGAGUUGGGUUAACCAAUAUAAAACUACUCUAAAACGACCAAGUAACAAUCCAAAAUUGUUUGAAAUGUUUUUAAUCAUUUCUAAAUUUCAGACAGCAACCAGAAACAAAAUUUUGGAUCCAUAUUGAUGUUUACUCUCCAGAUGAAAAAUUAGUGUGACCCCUUUCUUGACGUAACAAUUAUGCAUGUUAGUAACAUCAUGGAUAAUAAAAUAAAUGGAUAGGAAACUAGCUGACGUGACGUAAUGUUUUCAAUGGGCUGAUGGCGUGAUUGGAUAUUGAAACCUAGUUCGCAAACCAAAUUCUCAAAAACGGUAUGUUUAGCAAUAAUACAGCUAAACAUUUUAGUCAAAGAGCAAAUGAAUAUAACUACGCCAUUCUACGAUGAAAUCUCUAAGUAUUCCCAGUCAAUUUUAGCAAAUAUUUCAACGGUGAAAAAGGCAUCCCAAAUUUCGUUAAAAUUGGGGAUGCCAAUUUCGUAGCUACAAAAUGUAAAAAAUACAAAACAAAGACGAAAAACAUUUACCUUGAAUACUUUGUCGUGGCUUAGGCAUGUUUGUAAAACAAUUAGACCAGUAUAUGCUUCAAUAUUACUCUUUUAAAUUAAAGCGAAAAGUAUAGCGAAACAACAAAAAUGCCGAGAACUUUGCAAUAUGUGUGACAGAUUGCAACCAGGUUGUUUUUGCUUACGUCAGCUAGAGUCCUAUCCAUUUAUUUUAUUAUCCAUGGUAACAUGCAUAAUCUUCAAUAAUCCAAGAUGACGAACAGCUCACUUUUUCGAAAUAUUUGGAAAACUAAGCAAGAUAUAAACAAUCUGUAAUAGCUGAGUUUAAUAUAUAGUUUUAAGAGUUGUGUAAUUUUAUUGCCAAUGUCCUUUAUUUAAAGGAUUUUGAAUUUAAAUUCAACUCAAUUUAGAUUUAUGGUGACUGGGAGACAAGAUUGAAGCGUGCAUUCACAAUAUUCUUUGGUGGAGGUCUGGCAUUAAAUGGUGUACGUUCCUGUGGAGAUUAUAUGUACAGCGGGCAUACAUGUGCUGUGACCUUACUCAAUUUUUUCAUCUCGGAAUGUAAGUACAAUUAUAUUUAAUCAUAAUCAAGGGUAUAGGCUGAGCCCACCCCCCUGUUGAAAAUGUAAUGCUGGUUUAGGUAGCCGACCUUCCAAUAUUUUUGCAGCUUGCAUAUUCAUAACCUGGGAAGGUCUUUACAACUGCAGUGUCAGACCUUAAAAUAUGUUUUUCACGGCCGUCUUACAAAAUGUCCGAUGACUUUAAGUUUGGGUCGGACAUAUGUACUGUAUGAUGAUAUCCGAUGACCAACAGUUUAGUUUAGCUCUGAAAUAAGUCUGAAUGACACAAAUAUAUAAUAAUUAUUCAUACUUAUUUCCAUUAAGCCAAAAUUAACUUGCAUGCCAAUAACAACAGUAAGAUCGACGUCGACAGUUAAGUUCGUUUUCCACUUCACAAUUUCGCUCGCCGCCUGCAACAUUUUGAUCCACGUUGGACAAAGGCGUCAAAGCAACAGUUCGGUUGGACACCAAUUCACUCGGGUCAGACAGAAUGUCCGGUGGUUUCCUCUGUAAGUCGGACAAUUUCACGAAUGGGUCGAACAAUGUCCGUGACCGACCGAUAUUUUAAGGCCUUUGCAGUGUGGAAAUGAUGCAGUAAUGUUAGUAAUCUGUACUUGAUUACUUAGCAUGUCAGAUGUUGGGAUCCUAGGUAGCGGCGCUACCUGCAAUUGCCUGAAGCUAACUGCAAUCCUUGGUCAGAAGAUCUUACGCAUGCUUAUAAGUAAAGUAGAAAAUUUCAAUUUUUCCGAAUACAUUUUGCAAUAUUUACCGACCAGAUUUAAUAACAGUCGUACUCAAGACGUAAAUUCAUCAAAUGAUGCCAUCAAAAACUUAAACGUUCCUGUUCUGUGGCCGAAUUUCAUUCAUCAGCAGACAAUUUUGUCGGCUUGAUAUGUGAAAAGUUUCGAGCAAUUGGGUUUUGAGCAAAUUAGCGGACACUCAAUUUUGACAAUAUGAAACAUAACUCAAAAAAUGUCUUCGGUGCCUGGUCCCUGUUGUAAUUUGCCAGCUUCAAGCGAAACGGGCAAGUUUGCACCACGCAGGGCCAACUGUAAAUUCUUUUUGGCUACCUGCAUACAGGCAUGGCAAUCUUUGGUCAGAAGGUCUUACGCAUGCUUAAUUUAAGUAAAGUAGAACUUUUUAAUUGGACUAACAUUACCAUACCCGCGAUCGCCGUGUAAGGCAAACAAGAUGCCUGGUUUCUUGCGUGGGGUUGCAACGGAAAUUACAAAUGUUAAGAUACAUCGCACACUGUACCUGUCAAAGUUUAUUUUGAAGUUACCAUACGUAUGCGAAGAAACGUACAAAGACAGACUGAUCUCCUUAGACUUACUACCAAUCAUACUGGCACGAGUUCCUUGACAUUAUGUUUUUCUUUAAAGCUGUACACAACAUUAUAACUAGUGUCUCGAAUGAAGUCCUUCCGCAGUCAAUUUCCCCAUCGAGGCUCACUAGAACCCCAGUUGACACCAACGUGUUCUCGUUCCAUCCUCGCAAAUAUAAGAUGCUGACAUACCAAUGGCAACGCUCUCUCUUCAUCAGAGUAGUAGGGAGUUUAAGAUGCACCAAAUCUGCAACGCUGACGCGACUAAAAAACAGUCGCUAAUAAUUGGAGACUAGUUUUACUUUGUUUUUCUCGUGUUCCUGGCUUUGUUUACCAACAACAAUCCAUAGUUUUUACCCGUGAAGUGAAACUGUGAUACAGGGUGUUAGCUAGCCCAUAUAGUAUACAGGGUGUAUCAAAAAAAGCGCAAUCCUCGACUGAGAUGUAAAUUGCUAAACAAAUAAUAGACGAAAACGUUAAAGUUUACAUUCAUUUUAAAGCGUAGCCAUUCAGCUUUCUAACAGUGGGUUGUUUCUUAAAUUUGACUCAUUGGUUCGCGGAUAAUAAUACUUUACGUUAUUGCGAUUGGAGAUUAAAAAAAUUGAGAUGGAAUAACAAAUCGUUCUCAUGAAAAUAACUGAUUUUUUCAUUAAAACAAAAAAAUGUUGCAUUUUAUUAAAUGGAUUGUAACAAUAAGUAUAAUUACGGCUUUUCUUCCACUAUUUUUAACUCAGUUUGAAACUUCAAAUGCGAUAUAAUUUUGGCUUGGACCAUCUAAGCUGACUGACAUCAACUUGCUAUAAUUUCUGUUUACAUUACAUCGCAAUUCGAUGACACUCUGGCUCGGACACCAGAAUGUUUUGACGAUUUUUAGCAUUCGUUUAGGAUUUUCAAACAACCUGGUCUCUUUUAAAAUACUUUUAAUUUGUUCUUACGUGGUUUUCCAGAUGUAGUGACGACAACAUUAAAGUUUAAAGAAGAAAAUUCUAACAUUUAAACCGACUAAACAAUAACAUAGUAAACUUGCAUAAUUAAACAGCAACUAAAAAUGAUAGGUUUUACUAAAUCUUUUCCUGUGCAAUUAUUACUAGCAUUGGAGACAAGGAUAAUAGUUUGUUUGAAAGAGAAAAGAACAGGCUUUGAAGUAAGCCUAAAAGCGUUUAACUAGAAAUAGUAUUUCGAAAGUUAUAAAGCACAAAAGAUGAAUUGCGUUUAUUUUGAUACACCCUGUAUACUGUCCGUUUGACGGACUCUUCCCAAUUGAAGUAGCUAAGGGGCUUUCCCAACUGGGUCUACUGGAAGAUUUUCAUUUUUUCUGAUGAGAAAGUGCAUUGCGUUUGAUUUUAUAUUAUUAUAUCAAAGAAAAUAUAUUAUAUUAUUAUAUCAAAGUGUAUCGUGUUUCAUUUAUAUUGGGUGUGUAUUCACAGAAAUGAAAUGUACAAAACAAAGUGUAAUCGCUGUGCGUCCGUGUUCAUUCACCGGAAAUGAAAUGUACAAAACCAAGCUACCGUUGUUUGCAUCUAAGGAGAAACACGUUGGAAAACACUAUUUAUUCCUACACAAGAACUUUGAUCGGUCAAAAAACUUUCCCAAUUUACGUUUAACGGACAAAACUUUUUUUCUGGCUAACACCCUGUGAUAAUAGCGACAGUUUUUCGUCACGUCCGCGUCGUAGAUUUGAGUAUCUUAAGCUCCCUAAUAAGAACUUGCAACUCUCUGCCAGAAGGUCUAGGAUCUGUCGCUGGUACGAUUUAGAACAUUGUUGCUGUACUACUAUCACAACGCUGCCAAAACAUCCUAUGAUGUGGACGACGCCAGAACGUGGUGAAUAGUUUGCUUGAAAUGUAACACAUCACGCAAAUUCAUGCAGCCAUUAACGUGCUGCUAUUAGUACAUACACACUAUCAAUUAUCAGUUUCAAUUUAUAUAUUAGUUAUGUGUUUUCUACAUCCAAGGGCCCACGGGCUUGGCGCAUUUGCUGCGUUUCGAUAUGUUUUGUCUAGGUCUACGCCAAGUUUUUAAGCAAUUUUCCGUAUUUUCCAAUGUUGGGCUCACAAAAUUCAAACUAUUUUAAAAUUAAUAUAUAUGAUUGUAAAAUUAAACCACCAUCCUAGGUUAGCGGUCGAGGGUGCAUGUUUUUGUUUUACUUUCAUGUUUAACACAUAGACAGGGGCGUUGAAGUUUGCGCGUUUGUUGAACGGGAAUGGUUGUGUGUACGUGUUGUUUGAUUGUGUAAUUAUAGGCGAAGCUAAAUAAAUAAAUAAAUCUAUUUAUCUAUCUAGAUACGCCAAGGAGAUGGUCAUUCCUUCAUACAAUAUGCUGGCUUCUCAAUAUUUUUGGAAUAUUCUUCAUCCUUGCGGCACACGAACACUACAGCAUCGAUGUCUUCAUAGCUUUCUACAUCUCUUCUCGUAUCUUCUUAUACUACCACGCGCUGGCAAACGCACAAUCCCUCGAUAACCGUGCAAAGCUGCGAACUAGGAUCUGGUUUCCAUUGUUCUGGUUCUUUGAAAGCAAUUGCAAGUUCAAGGGUCGAAUCCCAAACGAGUACGAAUGGCCGAUAAGUUUGUCUUUUUGGAAGACCAAGGAACAGUAAGUGUUGAUGGCAUUGCAAAUAGAUAGAUAGAUAAAUUACUGAUACAUAAUUGUUCUUAACAUACUGAGAUAUAGUUGUUUUUAAAAGCUAAAAAGCUACUAGAAUCUUUAACAAAUGGCGGAAGAUUAUUCCAUUCAUUAAAAAAACAUAUAGUUAUGCGAUGUUUGUUGUCCAUGCACAAACUUCGCGCUAUAUGUUUUUUUAAUGAAUGGAAUAAUCUCCACCAUUUGUUAAAAUUCUUGUAGCUUUUUAAAAUUCUUGUAGCUUGUAGCUUCUUUAAAAUUCUUGUGGCUUGUAACUAUUUCUCAGUAUGUCAUGAAUAACUCAUUAUCUUAGUGUUUAAGUGUGGACUUAAUUGACCAUUUAAUUAACUUUUUGAACUUUCUUAGGAUUUUUAAUGAAUUAUUAAUCAUUUUUCAUAUUAUAUUGUUGCAUGAUGUUUGCAAAAAUAUAUAGCAAUAACUAUAGUUAUUUGAGAACUGAUUUUUUAUUGCCAAUGUCCUAUAAAAUCUAAAAUUUGUCGUGAAUUAGACGCCGUGAAUUGUAUAAGGGUGUAUAAAAAAGAUGUAACCCAACUUUGACAUGAGACAAAAAAAAAUAUGUGGAUUUCCUAUUUCUUCUUGUAAAAACUUAGGUAGGUUUUAACUUUUAGAGUAGGUCGGUUUUAACUUUUUUUUAACUUUUCUUUUUAUUUUCCUAACAACCGGACGCCAUGUUUGUUUAGUUAGUGCUGCCACAUCCAAAGAUAAAUUUCCCUAAUAUUGCCUCAAAUUUCCAUUUUCCACAAACGUUUUCUUCUAAGUGCAAAAACGUACAAGCAUGAUGCAAUAAAAAAGUUUAGGGUCGGGAUUUCGGCGUCCAAAAGCUAGAUAGGUUUGGGAAACCGGAAACCCACAUUUUUUUUUGCCUAAUUAGUAUAGGUAAUCACACGGGAAAGAGUGCAAUUAAUGAUUAACACUACGAGUGAUAUUUGAAAAAUAGGCCAAAAUUGCACGAGCCGCCAAGGCGAGUGCAAUUUGGCACAUUUUUCAAAAAUCACGAGUAGUGUUGAUCAUUAAUUGCACGACUUGCCCGUGUGAUUAUUUAUUUAUUUAUUGUAUGCAUGACAAAAUCGCUUUCUUUAAAAUUCAACAGUUACUGCGUUUUGCCAAGAGUUUUCAACUCUUUUGUAAGCAAUUUGGCACAAGCAAACUUGAGAAAUGAUCAAAAACUCAUAAAAGCAACAUAAUUUAAACUACAGGGUGUUGUGCAUCAUAAACGUAGCCAGUGCUGGAAAAUGUCCGGCAGCACCAGCAGCACCGCUGCCAGGAAAUUUUCACAAGUUAUUUUCGCAGGAAAUUUUCUUACACCUCGCAGGAAUUUUUUGUUACAUAUACUUCUAAUACACUUACUGUACUGUUUAAAAAUCCCAAAAGCAUUUUGCAAGUCGAGAUAUCUGCAUUGAACUAUAAAUAAACUGGAAGGCUACCUCAGGGGGGGGGGGAAUUGAAGCCAGUGCAUUUUAGUUUUUCUGAGUUAUGAGCAGAAAUACUCAACACUGAACGUUGGGCUAUAUAUCAAAUUGAAGCUAUUGAAAAACGCUAUUUGGUGUAGAAAUUUCAAGACUUUAGCUAAGAGGGAAAUAUUGAAAAACUACAAACAUAAUUACCGAUAAUUUGCCGUUUUGCAGUUGUUUUUGUAUUUUUAAAAUAUUUUUCUUUUCGCUGAAGUCUUGAAAUUUCCACACCGAAUAGCAAUUUUCAAUAGCUUCAAUUUGAUAUGUAGCCCAACGUUUGGAGUCAAGUAUUUCUGCUCAUAACUCAGAAAAACUAUUUUGGCUUCAUCAAAUCAUAGGCUUUCAUCAUAGCAGUUAGCCUUCUAGUUUAUUUAUAGUUCAAUGGAUAUCUGUAUUGUGCCGAGAUUGAAGUUUGUCACAAUGUACGAUUGUGCGGCGCGGCACCAUACAUAUACGUUCUCUAAAAUCUGCAUAAACAGGAAGUUUUAUGUUUGACUUACACAGGAAAUUUUUAUUUUUGGGUUUUGCUGCCAGGAUGAGAAAUAUAUUUUCUAGGCCUGAACGUAGCUAAACAGUUCGAUUUUUACAUAGGAAGAAAGAGCUGUUAUUUAGCUUUUCUAUGACACCUUUUUGAAAUCGUAACGAUGAGAAAUGGCCACACACUCGUCAAAUAAAAAUUGCCGGUCGAAAUCACAUUCUUCCGCCGUUGGGAAUUGAAAAUACAUUAAUUAUGCAAAGUUAGUCAAUCCAAAAGCAACGCGAGCCUGCUGCAAGCUAUUUGUUUCAUAAAACGUUUUGAUAACGAAUGUUCUCUGUUCAGGGGUUAAUUGAACCAUGUUUCGUACCAAAUUCGUAUUGAAUUAUUGUCUCACUAAGACGAAGACUGACGAGUUGAACUUAUUUUAGAUAAUUUAACAUUCAAUUUUAAUUUCCUCUUGGGAAUUGUUUAUGUUUCGUUUUCGCGACCGGCAAUUUUUAUCCGACGAGUAUGUGGCCAUUUCUCAUCGUUAAGGCCCUGUCACACUAUUGCGUAUGAGAGAAACGUAUGAGAAGCGUAUGAAAAUGAAUGAAAUAAUUUUCAUACGCACAAAAAUCCUUUGAAAUGACAGCGUAUGAGUACCGUACAUCUGGCGUACCUCUAGCGUAUUCAGCGUGUGCCUAGAGUAUGCUUAUCGUAUAAAGCAUACGUUCGAUACGCACAACAUUUUUGAGCAUGCUUAAGAAAAAUUUUCUGCCUCGCCGUAUGCGACCGUGCUUGAAACGUAUACAACCUAUGCCUAACGUACCCCUAGCGUAUGUCAACGUAUACCGGCGUAUGAGUGAUAUUUUUCAUACGCUGGCAUACGCUACUACGAUACGCAAUAGUGUGACAGGGCCUUUACGUCUUAAAAAGAGUAUUCAUUAAAAAGCUAAAUAACUGUUCUUUCGUCCUAUGUAAAAAUUGAAUUGUUUAGCCACGUUUAUGAUGCGCGACAGCCUGUUUAAUUUCCGUAGCGUUUUUUUUUAGACAUCCUGUAUAAUAAAUACAUCAAAAGAUCAGGAUUUUAGCUGUCAAAUGAGACCUUUGUGAAAUGACUGCGAUAAAAAUGACCAAAUGCGCUCUGAUUUAAAGUAAUCGGUUGGAUUCGCAUUUUUCCACACAAUAUCUUUACACGCAAUUAGCCAUUCCGAAGUUGAUGAGAGGACUGGGGACGAGUGUUAAAAAGUGCCCAAAUUGAGAAAUGAAACCUCCUCAAAAUUAGUAAGUAUGCAAAGUUUGAAGACGUUUACAUGAAUACCCUGAGAAUAAUAAGCAUUCGAAAAUUGUGAAAUUACUGAUUAAAAGAUUGUUUUUGGGACGCGCGUCUCAAAAACAAAAAUUACAGUACAUUUCAUAGCAAAUAUUGCGAUUUUCGAAAGCUUAUUAUUCGAAGGAUAUUCAUGUAAACGUCUUCAAACUUUGUAUACUUACUAAUUUUGAGGUGGUCUUUUUAGUGAUUUGGUUCAUUUCUUUAUCUGGGCAUUUUUUAACACUCUUUCCCAGUCCACUCAUCAACUUCGGAAUGGCUAAUUCCCAACGAUGGAAAAAUGCGAUUUCGGCCGGCAUUUUUAAAUCAGAUCGUCGAUCGCAAUGGUGCAAGAAAGAUAGCAUUGGACAGCUACGGAAAACGUAAAUAGAUAAACGUAUAUAUAUAUAUAAUGCACAAUAACAUUGCCAAAGUUGGGCUACCCUUUUUUGAUAUACACCUAACCAUACUAAAAGUAGGAAAUGGAUAGAUGUUUUAACUAUAGAAGUUAUUAUAGUAUUGAAUUUUUAUAAUUAUUUAUGAUGCAAAAAAGUUAUUAAAAUGUAAAAAGCAGGGGCUGGGAGUAUCAAAUUAAUAAAUUAUGUUGUUUUGUUUACACGAUAAUUGCACUGGCUGAUGCAUAUGCUAGUCACUGCCUAGUAAUUGACCAUUUGCAUUAUAGACUAAAUUUUGAUCUAGACAAAAAUUUCAUCACAGCUUGAAAGAGCAUCACAAAAUUAGUAAUAUUCCAACGGUUUCGUUGCGAAAUGCGGGUAAUAUAGCCUUGCGAAAUUUCCAAUUUUCAGUCAUUUUGUAUUACAAACGGGAAAUUGGUGCCCCAACACGCGAUUGGGCUGUCAAUUUCCCGUGCGUAAUACAAAAUGACUGAAAAACGGCAAACUUCGCAAGGCUAUAUUAUCCGCAUUUUACAACAUUUCGCAACGAAACUUUGGAAUAUUACUAAUUUUGGGGUUAAACAGUUUCUUCUUGACGCAAGCGACUCAAUUUUAUUUCUCGGUAAGCCAAUGAUAUCUAGACAGCGAUUUUGUACUCUUUCGAUAUCCUCCUUUAGGUAAUACGGUAAACCAGCCCAGAUUGGUGCCGCAUAUUCCAGUAUGGAUCUCCCAUAGUUAUUUACUGGGUUCUGCUCUUUAUCAUUAAAUUGAUCUUUAAAUAUUGUUAGCAUGAAUAAUUCCGAUGCAAUGUAGCGACUUCUAACCGAAGUUUUUGGAUCAGGAACUGGUCCCCAAUCGCUGCUAAUCUUGUUGUUGUUGUUGUUGUUGUUGUUGUUGUUGUUGUUGUUGUUGUUGUUGUCGUUGUUAUGGGGCGACGUUCUUCGGAGAAAGGCUAAGGCUCGUCUCCGAAUGUGACUGUGUUCGAAUUUUUAUUUUCAAUUUAGGAACAACUUUGCAAGCAAUUCUUGUCUGUACGCGUAGAAUAAUAAUAUGCAUAUCAUUAAAAUUCGCACACAAAACCGAACCAUAACUUCGGAGGUAAUGCUUUUUUCAAUAUCGAGGCAAUUGUUUUCAAUAUCGCGUAUAUGCGAGGAAAGGCGUUCAAAAUCUAAAAUCUUUUUGGCUUUCCUCCCAAAAUUGGUUCUUUCUAGCUUUAUUUUCCAGUUUACACACCAGGGGCGUAGAAACCGGGGGGUGAAUCCCCCAAGAAUCUCUCUCUCUCUCUCUCUCUCUCUCUCUCUCUCUCUCUCUCUCUCUCUCUCUCUCUCUCUCUCUCUCUCUAGUGUAUUUACGAAAAUAUUACUGAAAAAGUUCACCAACAAUUUUGGGAAAAGAAAUAUUAAUUAGCGACUGAAAUGUUCGUCCGUCAGGAACGACUUCGGAAACGCCCUUUUGGUUAGCAAAACAAGCUCACCCCUACCCCCAGCCGUAAUACCGAAGUUUCGCCCAUGUUGGAGAGCCCCCUUGUUAACAUUGCAGGACUACACCAGUGUCUUUGCACCCCACCCCCUAUAAAUCCACCACUGCAUUGGACAGCUACGAACAAACGUGAAUGGAUAAACGUUAUCUAUACUGCCUGAUCUUCAUAUGGUCGUCACGCUUGUACAGAUUGAGUCACGAUGUUUCUCAUCAGGCGAAAUACAGUAUUUUAGAACUGAAAAUACGCGCAGUGAUUAUAACUAGAGAAUACUUAUGAGGGUGGGAAAGGAUAUUUUCGUGAGCCGUGAAUGGUCAAUAUUUGUUCGCGUGAAAUUUGAAAUGCUUGAUUUUAGUGUCGUGAAAUGUGAUUUGUUCUACAGCC
Molecule: messenger RNA, 12290 nt
Organism: Paramuricea clavata
Lineage: Eukaryota; Metazoa; Cnidaria; Anthozoa; Malacalcyonacea; Plexauridae
Source: the annotation of a GenBank genome assembly